This is a messenger RNA of Procambarus clarkii (red swamp crayfish), 579 nucleotides long. The record is from RefSeq and is a predicted model, not a curated record. NCBI's taxonomy places the organism in Eukaryota, Metazoa, Arthropoda, Malacostraca, Decapoda, Cambaridae.
AUGGUACGCCAGGAGCAACUCUCAGCUCCCAUGCCGGUACGCCAGGAGCAACUCUCAGCUCCCAUGGUAGUCCAGGAGCAACUCUCAGCUCCCAUGCCGGUACGCCAGGAGCAACUCUCAGCUCCCAUGCCGGUACGCCAGGAGCAACCCUCAGCUCCCAUGGUACGCCAGGGGCAACUCUCAGCUCCCAUGCCGGUACGCCAGGAGCAACUCUCGGCUCCCAUGGUACGUCAGGGGCAACCCUCAGCUCCGAUGGUACGCCAGGAGCAACCCUCAGCUCCCAUGCCGGUACGCCAGGAGCAACUCUCAGCUCCCAUGGUACGCCAGGAGCAACCCUCAGCUCCCAUGCCGGUACGCCAGGAGCAACUCUCAGCUCCCAUGGUACGCCAGGAGCAACUCUCAGCUAAAAUGUUGGUACGCCGGGAGCAACUCUCAGCUCCCAUGUUGGUACGCCGGGAGCAACUCUCAGCUCCCAUGUUGGUACGCCGGGAGCAACUCUCAGCUCCCAUGUUGGUACACCAGGAACCCAUUCUCAGCACCCGUAAGAGGACUCUGGGAGAUCCCUCUCAGCACCGAUGA